GGUUUGGGUCGAAUGCAUCGUUAAUUUUAUAGGCGCGUGGUAUGAAAACACGGCACAUCGCAUCAGGUUUGUUCACGUGUUAUAUCAAUGUGGCGUGGCGCCGUCAUGGAAAACAUCCUUCAACUUCAUCUUCAUCCAUUUAUAGUUUCAACAGAUAUCGUUUAAAACUGCAAACAAACAUUUUGAAUUUCAUAUGUCUCGUCUUUCCGCUGAUGCCCACUAUCAAAUCAACAGUUACUGACAAGCCCGAUGUCAUCGAUGAUGGAUUACGAAUAUCACGACUACGAGGAUGAAUACACGCCCCUCGACGGCAGCGGUGAUCGACGGCGGACCUUCAAGAAGAAGAAGACUUCACCCGGGCCGUCGAAGAGAACCUCCCGUCUUCCUCCGCCGUCAGAGACCACGUACCGCGGCAAGAACUACGGUCCGAACUCCUACCAGCAGCGAGGCUGCUGCGCCUGCCUCUGCCGCAUCUUUUCGUGUUGGACCCUGGUCGUCGUUCUAGCCACGCUCUGGACUACGUGGUUGACCCUCUGGUUGGUGAGCACCUACUUGCUGGGUCCGACCAUGCCCUCGUCCUCGCUGGGGUCUGGAGGAGGGGUAGGAGGAGGAGGGGGAGGGGCGGAUGGGGUAGCUCAAGUGGUGAAGAUUCCCUAUGAGGUAGCGAGUAAGGCGGGAGCGUUCUGCCUUGAUGGAAGUGCACCUGCAUUUUACAUGAGAAAAGGCGCUAACUCCGGCCUCCACUCGUGGAUCCUCCAUCUCCCCGACGGACAGUGGUGCUACAACGCCACCAACUGCUACCAGAGGAGCCUUACCCCCCUCGGGUCGUCUUCCAGUAUACCAGCAGUAAUCCCUACCCCCGGUUUACUGUCUUCCGAUCCCGAGGUUAACCCUGAUUUCCACAACUGGAAUGUAGUCCAGUUCCAUUACUGCGAUGGCGCCUCUUUUUCAAGUGAUUCACCGAUGGCCUUGAGUAUCUCUGAUGAGGGCGUGAUCUACCAGAGAGGUUCUUUAGUCCUGGAGUCCAUCAUCAACUAUCUUCUCAACACCACUGAGAUGGGUGCUGCGGAGAGGAUCAUCUUAUCUGGAACUGGAUCUGGAGGGCUUGGUGUUUUCUACCAGGCGGAUCACGUGAAGACCCUCCUACCACCUACUUCUACCUACCACGCCCUUGCGGACUCCGCCUUCUAUAUCGAUACUUAUAACCGGUCCGCAUAUAUGCAUAUUAGGAUACAGUUCCAGAGGCUCUUCAAUCUACAUCACAUGCUAGAGAGUCUGGAUUCGGACUGCGUCCAGACACAGGUGUUGGCCGAUCCCGGCAGUGCGUGGACAUGCAUGUUUCCUGAAUACGCCACCAAGUACAUCCAGACACCCCUCUUCAUCACCAACUCUAAGUACGAUCCCUGGUCCAUCUGGAAUAUCCUCAGCAUGCGAUGCCAUCCUCAGGAUUGCCCGGAACUCAAGCCGUUGAUGGAGCGAUUCGGCGCCGACGUCUCCUCGAAGAUCCAGGCAGCGAGGAUGGCCGACGUAGACGGUGUCUUUGUGACGUCAUGCUACACGAGCGAUCUCAUUGGUCAUGGUUGGGAUCACGUGGCCCUUGAAGGGACUGACGUCGUGGUCCGAGAUGCCUUUGCGGCGUGGUACCUGAGGCUCACCAGUGAGGAUCAUGGAGAGCAGAAGAGAUCGGCAGGGCGUGAGCGCGCCGUUGGCGCGACGGCGGCUUUGACGACAGCGGCCGCCGCUCCUGACAGUGCUCUGGACGUCACAGUAGCGGCAUCGCCAGCGUCACCGAGCGAGUACUGGUUCAUUGAUUGUGCCAGUAGCAUGAUGUGCAAUACGGAGUGUGAUUGGAGUAGGGAUCUCUUUAAGAUGGUGGCAGACAAGCUUCAAGCCAUGGAUGAUUUCGUUAUCCCGGUGGGUCCUAAUGCGGCACCAUCACAAAAGUAAAUGUCUUCCCAUCGUCCAUAACGUUCCUGAAAUAUCAAGUGAAAUAUGACUUAGGAUUAGGCUGAAUUUGGAAGGAAUUUUCACUGUUUCAUUUCAUUGUUAGUCAAUAGUCAAUAAUUUGAGUUAUGCCCCCCCCCCCCCCCAUACA
Strongylocentrotus purpuratus (purple sea urchin) is the source of this 2095-nucleotide messenger RNA. Its product is annotated as pectin acetylesterase 5. Gene Ontology annotation, molecular function: hydrolase activity. Lineage: Eukaryota; Metazoa; Echinodermata; Echinoidea; Camarodonta; Strongylocentrotidae. The coding region runs from base 250 to 1947 and encodes 565 amino acids. The record is from RefSeq and is a predicted model, not a curated record. The transcript has 6 exons.